Messenger RNA from Penicillium lagena, 2157 nucleotides. RefSeq lists its product as uncharacterized. The record is from RefSeq and is a predicted model, not a curated record. The transcript has 3 exons. Gene Ontology annotation, biological process: regulation of DNA-templated transcription; DNA-templated transcription. NCBI's taxonomy places the organism in Eukaryota, Fungi, Ascomycota, Eurotiomycetes, Eurotiales, Aspergillaceae. Gene Ontology annotation, molecular function: DNA binding; DNA-binding transcription factor activity, RNA polymerase II-specific; zinc ion binding. The coding region runs from base 1 to 2157 and encodes 718 amino acids. Gene Ontology annotation, cellular component: nucleus.
AUGGAGCUGGAGUCACCACAAGACCUGUCCCGCUCAGAUCACAUCGCCAAGCGGGUAUCCCGCGCGUGCCUGCAUUGCCGCCAGCGUAAAUCCCGAUGCGACCUAGAUAGCAACGGCAAUCCCGGUAAGCCGCCCUGCCAGCGCUGCGUACGCGAGAACCGCGACUGUGUUCUGGGCGGCUCCAACCGCGGCGGGCGCCGUAUUCGCAAGAAUAAAAUCAAGAACUUCACCCCGGGUAUUCUGUCGCCCGGAAAGGACUCGGAUACGUCUAGUCCCGAUAAUAGGAGACAUUCUGCUUCUUAUCCCGGUCCUGUGGUCUUUUUGCCGCCGAAUCCGCCUACCUCUGCCGGUGCUGUGGUGGACGAUGAUGAGACCGCUUCCAUCGGCUCUGUCCCGCGCAACCCGUCAGAUGCCUGGCAGUGUCUGACCGGUAUUGCUACUCAGGGCGGUGCAGACCCUGCCGCUAUAUCAGCGCACACCAACCCUCGCUCAGGUAGCAUUUCCUACUCUGGCCUGCGCAAUGGGGUUCCCGACUUCACUACGCCCAGCACGGGCAUCAGAGCAUACCGCCUGGUCCAUUCGCGUUCUCUGGACCCGGAAACUGUGUGGCAACUUGUGAUGCGCUACGAAGCCAACUUCCACCCGUAUCUGCCGUUAGUGCCGCGCAAGUAUUUCCAACGCCCUGCGCUGGAUGACUUUGCCACCAACGAAAAGCAUCUGCUGACUGCCGUCCUGACCAUCGCCUCGAAAGAUCUGGUCGAUCGGCCCGAGAUCCAUGAGUACUGCUCGAAGUAUAUGCACGAGCUAAUCUCAGGUAUCGCAGCUGGUGCCGAAUGCGAUGUCGAAGCCGUGGAAGCACUCCUCUUGCUGGCCGAGUGGGAGCCACAGGGUCUGCGUCCACGCAUCGAACGCGUGGGACGAGGCGAAGAAGAUCGCGCGGCGUGGAUGCACGUCGGGCUUGCACUGCGGUCCGGCUACUUCAUCGGACUGGAUCGAACGUCUUUUCGAGGCGAUCCUUCUGGGGAUCAAGAAACGGAAGCGCGUCGGCGACUGGCCUGGGCCAGCUGCUAUGUCUCGGAUAGGUUAAUCUCCGUGCGAAUUGGGCGCGCAUUCUGGUCUCGCGGACCAGGUCCAAUGACUGGGUUGUCCAGCCAAGAUUUCCCGUCGCUGCAGCCCGUCAAGGAUGGCGAUGAGGAUUAUGCAAAGAUCUUUCAGGCUAUGCUGGAUCUGACGCAACUAUAUGGCAAUGUCCACGAAGUGCUGUACUCCGGCAUGCGCGCCAGCAAUCAAAUGAUGCUGAUGGGCGACUACGUCAAGUACGUGGAUGACUUCCGGCUUGCCAUCUUACGAUGGAAAUCACUCUGGGGCUCGUUAGACUGUUCUCCACCGAUGCGGGCGACGUUGCAGCUGUCUUACGAGUACCUGCGUCUAUACACGACUGCUUUCGCCUUUCAGGCUGCUAUUUCUCAGUCGCUGGUGAAACCCAAGAGCGACGGAGUGUCUCACCGCGAACAGCUGCGGGCUACGUUUCGGAAUGUGGCGUCGAUGCAGGAUUCUCGCUUCAUCUAUGAGUCCGUCGAUGCGGCCAAGGCAUACUUGACUAUUCUCGUGGACUCGGUUGAUCCAGAGAGACAUUUACAUUUCAUGCCGUUACGAUUUUACCUGUAUGCCAUCUACUCCGCCGUCUUUCUGUAUAAAGCGCGGUCGUUCGGCAUGAUGGUUCCCUCCGAGGAAGCAAAAGUGCAAGGCCUAGUCGCACGAACCACCGAAAUCCUUAAACAAGCAAGCGCCGGACCAGACGAUAUUGGAUCUCGGUAUGCGCGGCUGCUCGAGCUUCUCUGGAAAUCCAAACCGCCAAUGGGCAAGACCUCAGCAGAAACACCACAGAGUAGCGACUUUGCAAUGCAAAGCGCGCUCUCAAAUCCAGUUACCGAACACAGUAGCUACAUGCACUUCAGUCCCGCUAACGAUUUCUCAUGGCUCGAUCUCGAGGCCGUGGGCGACUAUGUGUCUGGCGACCAAAUCCCCGGUGCGGGCAUGCUGGGCUUCGAUGCGUUCCAGAAUGCCAAUGCCGAACUGUACCAGUCUGAUCAGAAUCGGUCACAGGCAUGGCAGCCUGCGUGGAUGGGUGAUCUGAGCAGCAAUCUCCUCUUCUGA